Molecule: messenger RNA, 5662 nt
Organism: Alligator mississippiensis (American alligator)
Lineage: Eukaryota; Metazoa; Chordata; Crocodylia; Alligatoridae
Gene: DAPK1
Product: death associated protein kinase 1
Exons: 26
Coding region: 158-4453 (1431 amino acids)
Biological process (GO): positive regulation of canonical NF-kappaB signal transduction; intracellular signal transduction; positive regulation of apoptotic process
Cellular component (GO): cytoplasm; nucleus
Molecular function (GO): ATP binding; TIR domain binding; protein serine/threonine kinase activity
Source: RefSeq, a predicted model, not a curated record
CGGCAGGCGCGUCCCCAUUGGCCGCCGCUCACAGUCAGUCUCCCGGCGCGGCCCCGGGCGCUGCGGAGCGGAGCGGUGAGGACGCCCCCGGCGCGGGCAUGAGGUGCCAGGCGCGGCGGCUGGUACGGGCGGGCAGCGCCUGAGGGCGCCGGUGAUCAUGACCGUCUUCAGGCAGGAGAACCUGGACGAGCACUACGAGACGGGCGAGGAGCUGGGCAGUGGGCAGUUUGCUGUAGUGAGAAAAUGCCGCGAGAAGAGCACUGGUCACCAGUAUGCAGCAAAAUUCAUCAAGAAGCGGAGAACAAAAUCCAGCCGACGGGGAGUGAGUCGAGAAGAUAUUGAACGAGAAGUUAACAUAUUGAAAGAGAUCCAGCAUCCCAAUGUGAUAACACUGCAUGAUGUUUAUGAGAACAAAACAGAUGUCAUUCUUAUUCUGGAACUUGUUGCAGGUGGGGAGCUCUUUGAUUUUUUAGCUGAAAAAGAAUCUCUGACAGAGGAGGAAGCGACAGAGUUUCUCAAACAAAUACUUAAUGGUGUUCAGUAUCUCCACUCUCUGCAAAUUGCCCACUUUGAUCUCAAGCCUGAAAACAUAAUGUUGCUGGAUAGGAAUGUCCCAAAGCCCCGGAUCAAAAUUAUUGACUUUGGCUUAGCCCACAAAAUUGACUUUGGAAAUGAGUUUAAAAACAUCUUUGGAACGCCAGAGUUUGUAGCUCCUGAAAUUGUAAACUAUGAACCUCUCAGUCUUGAGGCAGAUAUGUGGAGCAUUGGUGUAAUAACUUAUAUUCUUAUAAGCGGUGCAUCCCCAUUUCUUGGAGAAACAAAACAAGAAACAUUAGCAAAUGUAUCUGCUGUGAAUUAUGAAUUUGAGGAUGAAUACUUCCGUAACACCAGCGCUUUAGCUAAAGACUUUAUAAGAAGACUUCUAGUCAAGGAUCCAAAGAAAAGAAUGAAUAUUCAAGAUAGUUUGCAGCACCCUUGGAUAAAGCCUAAAGAUACCCAACAAGCACUUAGUAGAAAAGCAUCUGCAGUAAACAUGGAGAAAUUCAAGAAGUUUGCAGCACGAAGAAAAUGGAAACAAUCAGUACGGUUAAUAUCCCUGUGCCAAAGAUUAUCGAGAUCCUUCUUGUCCAGAAGUAAUAUGAGUGUUGCUAGGAGCGAUGAUACUCUGGAUGAGGAGGAUUCAUUUGUAAUGAAAGCCAUUAUACAUGCCAUCAAUGAUGAUAAUGUUCCUGGGCUGCAGCAUCUUCUGGGAUCUCUGGCCAAUUAUGAUGUCAAUCAGCCCAACAAGCAUGGGACACCUCCAUUGCUAAUUGCUGCUGGCUGUGGAAACAUUCAAAUGCUUCAGUUACUCAUAAAGCGUGGAUCCCGUAUUGAUGUCCAGGAUAAGGCUGGAUCUAAUGCUAUAUAUUGGGCUUCUCGACAUGGUCAUGUAGAAACUUUGAAAUUUCUUCAUGAGAAAAAAUGUCCUUUGGAUGUUAAAGAUAAGUCUGGAGAGACGGCUCUCCAUGUGGCAGCUCGUUAUGGUCAUGUAGAUGUGGUUCAGUAUCUCUGCAGUAUUGGAUCCAACCCAGACUUUCAAGACAAGGAAGAAGAAACUCCCUUGCACUGUGCUGCUUGGCAUGGCUACUACCCUGUUGCCAAAGCACUUUGUGAAGCAGGUUGUAAUGUGAACAUUAAAAAUAAAGAAGGGGAGACUCCACUUCUGACUGCAUCAGCUAGAGGCUACCAUGAUAUUGUAGAAUGCUUGGCAGAGUGUGGAGCUGACCUUGAUGCAACAGACAAGGAUGGGCACAUAGCCCUGCAUCUUGCAGUGAGAAGAUGUCAAAUGGAAGUUGUUAAAACUCUCAUUAGUCAGGGAUGUUUUGUCGAUUUCCAAGACAGACAUGGAAAUACCCCUCUGCAUGUGGCCUGCAAAGAUGGGAAUGUUCCUAUUGUGAUGGCACUCUGUGAAACAAGUUGUAAUUUGGAUGUUACUAAUAAGUAUGGGCGAACGCCUUUACAUCUGGCAGCAAAUAAUGGAAUUCUUGAUGUUGUGCGGUUCCUCUGUGUCACUGGUGCCAAUGUAGAAGCUUUCACUUCUGAUGGGAAAACAGCAGAAGAUCUUGCAAGAACAGAGCAGCAUGAACAUGUAGCCAGUCUGCUUGCAAGGCUCAAAAAGGAUACACAUAGAGGGCUUUUUAUUCAGCAACUUAGACCUACUCAAAACCCACAGCCAAGAAUAAAACUUAAGCUGUUUGGGCACUCUGGAUCUGGGAAAACUACUCUUGUGGAAUCUCUCAAGUGUGGUCUAAUAAGGAGCUUUUUUAGAAGACGUAGGCCAAGGCUUUCCUCGACUAACUCGACCAGAUUCCCACCAUCACCUUUGUCUACCAAACCAUCAGUUUCAGUGAGCAUCACAAAUCUUUAUCCUGGUUGUGAAAAUGUUAGUGUGAGAAGUCGGAGCAUGAUGUUUGAGCCAGGCCUCACCAAAGGGAUGUUAGAAGCAUUUGUUUCACCAUCUCACCACUCGCACUGCUCAGCAGAUGACCAGUCUACCAAGGCUAUCGAUGUUCAAAAUGCCUACUUGAAUGGAGUUGGUGAUUUCAGCGUGUGGGAAUUCUCUGGGAACCCUGUAUAUUUCUGCAGUUAUGAUUAUUUUGCUGCAAAUGAUCCUACUGCAAUUCACAUAGUGCUUUUCAGUCUUGAGGAACCUUAUGAAAUCCAGCUAAACCAAGUGACCUUUUGGCUCAGUUUCCUGAAAUCACUAGUUCCAGUUGAGGAGCCCAUAGCAUACGGUGGGAAGCUGAAAAAUCCAUUGCGUGUUGUUCUGGUGGCCACCCAUGCUGACAUUGUGAACCUUCCACGCCCUGUUGGAGGAGAGUUUGGCUAUGACAAAGAUAUGUCAUUAUUGAAAGAAAUCAGAAAUAGGUUUGGAAAUGAUCUUCAAAUUUCAGACAAGUUAUUUGUUUUGGAUGCUGGAGCAUCUGGCUCUAAAGAUAUGAAGCUUCUGCGAAAUCAUCUGCAAGAGUUAAGAAGCCAAGUCAUUUCUAUGUGUCCACCUAUGACUCACCUGUGUGAAAAAAUAAUCUCCACCCUUCCUUCUUGGAGAAAAAUGAAUGGGCCCAACCAGUUGAUGUCAUUGCAACAGUUUGUAUAUGAUGUGCAGGAUCAGCUUAACCCACUAGCCAGUGAAGAAGAUCUACGGCAUAUUGCCCAGCAGUUGCACAGUAUAGGAGAAAUUAACAUCAUGCAGAGUGAAACUGUGCAAGAUGUAGUGCUCUUGGAUCCUCGCUGGCUCUGUUCUAAUGUCCUCGGAAAAAUCCUGUCUGUAGAGAACCCAAAAGCCCUACAUCAUUACAGAGGUCGAUAUACAAUAGAGGACAUCCAGCGCCUCGUAUCAGACAGCGGAUGUCAGACAGUGGAUGUGGAAGAACUGAUCCAAAUUUUAGAUGCCAUGGAUAUCUGUGCAAGAGACCUUUGCAGUGGAACAAUGGUGGAUAUUCCUGCCCUGAUCAAGACAGACAAUCUUCACAGGUCUUGGACAGACGAAGAGGACGAGGUCAUGAUUUAUGGUGGUGUAAGAAUUGUUCCUGUGGAACACCUCACCCCAUUCCCUUGUGGAAUUUUUCAUAAAGUUCAAGUGAAUCUUUGUAGGUGGAUUCACCAGCAAAGCACAGAGGGAGAUGCAGAUAUCCGUCUGUGGGUAAACGGAUCAAAGAUUGUGAACCGGGGAGCUGAGCUUUUAGUGUUGUUAGUCAACCAUGGUCAGGGCAUAGAGGUUCAAGUUAGAGGACUGGAAACAGAGAAGAUCAAGUGCUGCCUGCUUCUAGAUUCUGUAUGCAGCACCAUUGAUAAUUUAAUGGCAACAACAUUACCAGGCCUUCUGACUGUGAAACAUUACCUUAGCCCUCAGCAGCUAAGAGAACAUCAUGAACCAGUCAUGAUCUACCAGCCUAGAGACUUUUUUCGGGCACAAAGCCAAAAGGAGACAUCACUGACCAACACCAUGGGUGGAUAUAAAGAAAGCUUUAGCAGUAUCUUGUGCUUUGGAUGUCUUGAUGCCUACUCCCAAGGAAAUUUAGGCAUGGAUAUUCAUGUUUCAGAUCUGAAUCUUCUUACAAGGAGAAAACUAAGUAGACUUUUGGACCCACCUGAUCCCAUGGGCAAGGAUUGGUGCCUUCUUGCUAUGAACCUGGGUCUUCCUGAUUUUGUUGCAAAGUACAAUGCAAAUAAUGACUUCCUUCCAAGCCCAGUGCAUGCCCUUCUGCAGGAAUGGAGCAAUGCUCCUGAAAGCACUGUAGGUAUCCUGAUGUCUAAACUGAGGGAAUUAGGGCGCAGAGAUGCAGCAGACUUUUUAUUGAAGGCAUCGCCUGUAUUCAAAAUCAGUUUAGAUGCUAAUGGCCAAGAAGCCUAUGCUUCGAGUUGUAACAGUGGGACAUCUUAUAAUUCAAUUAGUUCAGUAGUGUCACGGUAAGAACAGAAGUUUUGCAUGGACAUUAUUUCUUUCAAACUGCAGAAAGUAUAAAAGUUACAGUAUAAUAGAAGUUCUCUAUAUAUUAAUUUAUAAGCUUCUGUGUGAAAGGAUUUUUAUCCUGCAUCAGCACCACCUUUUUAUGUGAAUAAUCUUUCUACUUUUAACUGUGAACUGUUGCUUUUUACUUUAGCUAUUAAAAGGCUGGUGUUCUAGUGUUCUACAACUCUUGUUUCGGAUAUACAAUGUGCUGCUGCUUAAUACUGCCAUUUUAACUUGGAAGGCUAACUUUUGGAAGAUGUACUAUUAACUGAUUUUUAAAACAUUUCAGUUUUCCUAAAAAGAGAAAAAAUUGCACAUUGAUCUAAAAUGUGUAUUUCUUACUCCCUGUUUCUUCCUUUCACCAUGUCCUCCGCUUAACUUUUAUAUUUGUAGGAUGGGAGGGAUGGAAAGCCCAACAACAUUUACAUCCAGUUUGCUUGACUUUAACACCAUAUUUAUAAAUGAAAAAGUGAGUGCCUUUUGCAGAAGAGGGUGUGGUUGAAUUGAAUGAUCCUGUUGAAAUUAAAAGACGCUACCUCUGUUUCACUUAAACUAUUUGCAUGCUGGUUGUUGCAAAUGGCACUUGCCUCUGUCUUUUUUCUGUGGUUUAAGACAUUUGAUAAUGAGUCUGUACAAAGAGUUUUCACGUCAAUAUGGUGGGUAUUGAUGCAUAAUAUUUAAUCAGCUUCGUUUUUAGUUGGACCAUGAUUUAUUUGAAAAUCUAUUGAAACCUACCCACUGUCACACUUCAUUAUUUCAACACAUCUCAGGUAAAAGAUCACAUGAAUUGUGGAGUUUUCAAAGACACGUGCAAAAUGCUAAAUACUGCAGAAUAGUAUUGUAUAGCUAUCAAUUGUCGUUUGUGCAUAGCAAAUGGUUUUCUGCUAUUAGAUCCUUGUUUGCUUAUUUCCUCUACUUGAAGAUUUUAAAAAAGGAAGCAAAGUUUCUUGCAACGAGAACUUUAAAACUUAUGAGGGAACAAGACCCAUUCUUCUGUUCAGAAAAGCACGUAAAAUUAAUGGUGCAAUGUGCGUGCAUGCGUGUGUGUGUGCGUGUGAGUGUGUAUAUACUGUAUGUAUAUAUAUUAAUACUAUUUUUCCUUAAUCUUUUAAGAUGUAGUAAAAUUUUAAAGGAUUUUUUUACAAAUAAACUGUUGCUUGUUGCAUCUUU